This is a messenger RNA of Erigeron canadensis, 414 nucleotides long. Its product is annotated as glycine-rich protein 5. Lineage: Eukaryota; Viridiplantae; Streptophyta; Magnoliopsida; Asterales; Asteraceae. The record is from RefSeq and is a predicted model, not a curated record. The transcript has a single exon. Bases 1 to 414 code for a protein of 137 amino acids.
AUGAAUCCAAAAACUUAUAUAAAUGGGGUACAAAACAGCAAGAAAAACCAAGACCCACCAUUAUGGAAAUUCAAAGGAUUAAAGCUAACCACCGAAACCCAAAAAACUUACUCAAUGACUGAUUUUAUCAACGUAACCGCACCCGAACUAACCGACUCAGUUCUGGGUCCUGGAGCUGGUGCAGGAGUCGGGUGCGGGGCUGGAUUCGGGUUGGGCUUGGUUGGUGGAAUGGGGUUUGGUGGUUCGGCUUGGAAUCAUUUGAGGGUUGCGUUUGGGUUUGGAAUUGGGUGCGGUGUUGGAGUCGGGUUUGGAUAUGGACAAGGGUUCGGGUAUGGAUCUAGAUGGGAGACACUGAAGGCCCGGAUAGUCAGACCUGGUCCGGGUUCUAAAAAGCGGAUUUUGAUUCAAAUUUGA